AUGCCUGAAAGUGCUUAUCAAACCACCACAGUUGUUUUUGAUAGAAAAAUUUUAAUUGCAGGGCUAGGGUUUGGAAACAUAUUAGAAUAUGAUCCUGCUAAAAAUUCUUAUGACACAAUUUUCAAAAUUGCCAAAAAAAAAACAAAAUUACUUAUUGUAAUCCAAGACCAAUGCUAUCUUUUGAGUAUCUAUUUUUACUCUUCAGAAAUAAAUAAUGCAAAAAUAUGAAAUUGUUUAGGAAGGAUAAAGAAUAUACCACUUUACCCUAUCUCAAAUAUUUGCUAUUAUAACAAUAAUAUUUUAUUCUUCAAAAUUAGCUCACUCAUAUGUAAGUUUGAUAUGGAGAAUUUGGAAUAUAGAAAGAUUGCAGCGACCUCGGAUUCUCUGAAUUUCAAGGAUAAUCUCCAAAUUAAUAAAAGUAUUUGCAUUUUAUUUUAA
Molecule: messenger RNA, 438 nt
Organism: Blepharisma stoltei
Lineage: Eukaryota; Ciliophora; Heterotrichea; Heterotrichida; Blepharismidae
Source: the annotation of a GenBank genome assembly